UACUCUGUUGGAAAUAUAUAAGUAGCUUCAGAAAAAUCUUGGAUAGUCAAUCUAAAAUACCAGUUUAGUACAAUCACAGAAGUAAAUCUUCGUUAGUCGAACAAUGGAAUAGUAACAUUAACAAAAUCCGAAAUUUGGUUUUAUCAACCCUAAAAAUGGACAAACUUACCUUGAUAUCCGGAACACUUUUUAUGACCGCAGAUGUUUUUGCUAUCGUUAGCCUUGCAAUGCCCGAUUGGAUUAUUACUGAUGUUGGAGGUGACACUAGGCUGGGUUUGAUGUGGUCAUGUAUAACUCUCUACAACAGGCCUCAAGUUUGUUUCACACCAGACCUCCAACCUGAAUGGCUCCUAGCCCUGAUAUGUAUCUUCAUGGGAUGUAUCUGCAUUACUACAACUGUCAUUCUCCUAGCAUCCAGCCAUUUUGAUAGAAAUGUUAUCCCAUAUGCAAGAUGGGUAGGAUUUGCUGCAAUGGUUGUUUUCUGCUUGGCUGCUGUAAUAUUUCCAAUGGGUUUCCAUGUGGAUGAGAUCGGUGGCCAGCCCUACCAGCUACCCAACAGCCACCAAGUCGGAAUCUCAUAUAUAUUAUUUGUUCUCUCGCUUUGGAUAACUGUGAUAUCUGAGCUAUUUGCUGGAAAAGUAUGUUUACCACACUUUUAAGUAUGUUAAUGAUUUUUAA
This is a messenger RNA of Aricia agestis (brown argus), 678 nucleotides long. RefSeq lists its product as uncharacterized. Gene Ontology annotation, cellular component: ciliary membrane; Golgi apparatus. The coding region runs from base 156 to 659 and encodes 167 amino acids. Gene Ontology annotation, biological process: negative regulation of smoothened signaling pathway. Lineage: Eukaryota; Metazoa; Arthropoda; Insecta; Lepidoptera; Lycaenidae. The record is from RefSeq and is a predicted model, not a curated record. The transcript is spliced from 3 exons.